AUUUGGGGAUAAGAGCAGAGUUCAAGGAAUCAAGGGCUCAGACUCCCUUUAUUUCCCUUUCCUCUCCACACCAUGAGGGGACGUGAACUGCCCAAUCCAGUCUGGAUUCUGCUUCUUCUGCUCCUUCCCAGAGAUGCCUCAGCUACUUCAAAACCGCAGUACCUGGUGGUGGUCCCAUCACAGCUGUACAGUGGAGUUCCUGAGAAGGCCUGUGUCAUGCUUAAUCACCUGAAUGAGACAGUGACACUGGACAUAAUUCUGGAGUAUGGAAUACACAACAAGUCCCUCCUCUCAGACCUGGUGACAGAGAAGAACUCCUUCUACUGCAGCCCCUUCACUAUUCCAGAGUUGCCAACUUCCUCAGUAUUCAUUACUGUGAAGGUGAAAGGACCGACCCAGGAGUUCAAAAAGAGGAAGGCAAUGGAAGUAAUGAAAGUAGAGAGCCUAGUCUUUGUCCAGACAGACAAACCUACCUACAAACCGGGACAAACAGUGAGAUUCCGCAUUGUCUCUGUGGAUAUCAGUUUUCUCCCUUUGAAUGAAACGUUCCCAGUGGUUUAUAUUGAGAAUCCUAAGAGGAACCGAAUUUUCCAAUGGCAAAGUCUCUCAUUGAAAGGGGGACUCAACCAGCUCUCCUUCCCACUCUCAGUGGAGCCCACUCUGGGUACCUACAAAGUCAUUGUGCAGAAGGCGUCAGGGAGUAAAAUAGAGCAUUCCUUUCAGGUGGAUGAAUAUGUUUUGCCCAAAUUUGAGGUCCAACUGAAAAUGCCCAAGGUUAUUGGUUUUCUAGAUGAAACACUUGAGGUAUCUGCAUGUGGCCUGUACACAUAUGGAAAGCCUGUUCCUGGACUGGUGACAAUUAAUGUAUGCAGAAAAUAUUCACAAUCCUAUUCCUCCUGUCAGGGAAGGUAUCCAGAAAGUAUCUGUGAAGAAUUCAGUCAACAGGCAGACAGCAAAGGCUGUUUCACACAACUUGUAAAGACUAAAGUAUUUCAGCUGACACAAAGAGGGUAUGGCAUGGAGUUAGAAGUGGAAGCCAAGAUCAGAGAGGAGGGAACAGGGUUGGAAUUAACUGGGCAUGGAUUAUGUACCAUCACAAAUGUCUUAAGCAAUCUGGUAUUUGUAAAAGUAGAUUCAUAUUAUAGACGUGGGCUCCCUUUCUUUGGACAGGUUCUUCUAGUUGAUGAGAAGGGUCAGCCACUCCCCAAUAAAACUCUGGCUGUCUUUUGGGGUCAGCCUGCAUUCCGUUCCCACUUUACUACGAAUGAGCAUGGUUUGGCGAACAUUUUCAUUGAUACCACCAAUGUUACGUCUUCUUCGAUGAUAGUUACAGUCACUUACAAAGAAACUUACAAUUGUUUUACUAACCGGUGGCUUGAAGAAUCUCAUUUACAAGCACAGCACACUGCACAUCAUGUUUUUUCUCCAAGCAAGAGUUAUGUUCACCUUGAACUUGUUACUGGUACCAUAGCCUGUGGGAAAACCCAAGAGAUCCGGGCACACUACAUUCUGAAUGAACAGAUUCUCAAAGAUGAAAAAAAGUUAACCUUCUAUUAUUUGAUUAAAGCAAGAGAAAGCAUAUCCCAAUCAGGAAUCCAUGUGUUGUCCGUUGAACAAGGGGAUAUGAAGGGAGUAUUUUCCUUCUCCUUUCAAGUGGAGUCAGAUAUUGCUCCUACUGCCCAGUUGCUUGUUUAUACUAUUUUACCUAAUGGAGAAGUUGUUGCAGAUACACAGAACCUUGAGAUUGAAAACUGUUUUGCCAAUAAGGUAAAUUUGGGCUUCUCCUCAGCCCAGAGCCUGCCAGGCUCAGACACCAACCUGAAGAUCGCUGCCACUCCUCAUUCUCUGUGUGCCCUUCGUGCAAUAGACCACAGUAUACUGCUCAUGAAGCCUGAAGCUGAGCUCUCACCUCAAUCAGUUUAUAAUCUGUUACCAAAGAACACCUUUAAUGCUCAAUACAGAUAUAACAUGAAUGAAGACACUGAGGGAUGCAUAAUUGCAGAAGACAUAACUCACAAUGGAAUCAUUUACACUCCAAAGCAGGACCUGAAUGUCAACGAUGUUUACAGUAUCUUUCAGUCUGCAGGAUUAAAUAUUUUUACCAACUCAAAAAUCCACAAGCCAUAUUUAUGUCAGCUGCCUGUACAAUCUAGCCGUCUUCUUGUGCCUGGUGCAGCUGGUUUAGGGGCUCCAAUGAGCGCUCCUGUAGCAUAUUAUCAUGAAAGUUAUCCACUGAUGAUGAGCGCGGCCCCUCUAGCUGUGGGCGUAAAAGAGACAGUCCGGAAGUACUUCCCAGAGACCUGGAUCUGGGACUUGGUGUCACUUGAUUCAUCAGGUAACAGUGAGCUGGAAAUAAAGGUCCCUGACACCAUCACCAAGUGGAAGGCCAGUGCGCUCUGCUUGUCUGGAAAAACUGGGCUUGGCCUCUCCCCUGUCGUCUCUCUUCAAGUCUUCCAGCCCUUCUUCCUAGAACUCACUCUCCCCUACUCUGUGGUGCGAGGAGAAGCCUUUAUACUCAAAGCCACUGUGUUCAACUACUUGUCCUACUGCAUCUGGGUCAGCAUAGAGCUGGAGGACUCUCCUGCCUUCUUGGCUGUUCCAGUAGAGAAGAAUGAAGAAUCUCACUGUAUUUGUGGAGAUGGGAGGAAAACUGUAUCCUGGGCUGUAACCCUCAAGUCACUGGGAAAGGUGAAUUUCACAGCGACUGCAGAAGCCCUGCAGUCUCCGCAAUCGUGCGGUAAUGAGAUGCCUCAAGUCCCAGCACUUGGACGCAAGGACACUGUAGUCAAGCCCUUAUUAGUAGAGCCUGAGGGAAUAGAAAAGGAGGAAACUUUCAACUCACUCCUCUGUGCAACAGAAACUGGAGUACAUGAAAAGCUGUCACUAAAAGUUCCUUCAAAUGUGGUUGAAGGAUCUGCCAGGGCAACAUACUCAGUUUUGGGUGAUAUACUAGGCUCUGCAAUGCAUAAUCUUCAGAAUCUUCUCCAGAUGCCCUAUGGUUGUGGAGAACAGAACAUGGUCCUUUUUGUCCCUAACAUCUAUGUUUUGAACUAUCUGAAUGAGACACGACAGCUGACAGAAAAGAUCAAGUCCAAAGCCGUUAGCCACCUCAUUAGUGGGUAUCAAAGACAGUUGAAUUAUAAGCACAACGAUGGUUCAUACAGCACUUUUGGGGAUCGUGGUGGUACAAGCCAGGGAAACACUUGGCUCACUGCGUUUGUGCUUAAGUCCUUUUCUCAAGCUCGGUCAUACAUCUUUGUGGAAGACUCACACAUCACGAAUUCCCUUACCUGGCUCUCACAGAAGCAAAGGGAAAAUGGCUGUUUCCAACACUCUGGAUCACUGCUAAACAAUGCUAUGAAGGGUGGAGUAGAUGAUGAGGUGACACUCUCUGCCUACAUCACCAUUGCUCUGCUGGAGAUGCCACUGCCUGUCACUCACCCAAUUGUCCGCAAUGCUCUAUUCUGCCUGGAAAGUGCAUGGGCAUCCACUUCAGAAGCCCAAGGAAGUCUUGUCUAUACCAAGGCAUUAUUGGCCUAUGCCUUUGCCCUGGCAGGAAACCAGGCCAAGCGAAAUGAGCUGCUUCAAUCACUGGACAAAGAGGCUGUAAAAGAAGAGGACUCAAUCCACUUGCAACGUCCUGGGAAACUUCAAGAAGCUAAGACAUUCUAUUAUCAACCCCGGGCUCCUUCUGCUGAAGUUGAGAUGACAUCUUACUUGCUCCUUGCCUAUCUUACCUCCCAGCCUGCCCCGUCUUCAGAGGACCUGUCUGUAGCCUCUCGUAUUGUGAAAUGGAUAACCAAGCAACAAAACCCCAAUGGAGGCUUCUCCUCUACUCAGGAUACAGUGGUAGCUCUUCAAGCCCUCUCCAAAUAUGGAGCAGCAACUUUCACGAAAAUGGAGAAAGCAGCUACAGUCACCAUCAAGUCUUCAAAGACCUUCUCAGAAGAACUUCAAGUAGACGAUGCCCAUCGCCUAUUGCUGCAGGAGGUUGCAUUACCAGAGAUUCCAGGGGAGUACAGCACAACUGUGGCCGGGUCAGGAUGUGUGUACCUCCAGACAUCCCUGAGAUACAAUGUCCUACCCAAGAAAGACGAGAAAGCUCCCUUCGCUCUGAAUGUUGAUGUUCUCCCCAAGAACUGCGAUGGACUACAUGCUGACAGGAAAUUCCAGAUUCACAUCAACGUUAGUUAUACUGGAGAACGACCCAGUUCCAACAUGGUUAUUGUUGAUGUAAAGAUGGUAUCUGGCUUCAUACCUGUGAAACCAUCAGUGAAAAAGCUCCAAGAAAGGCCACAGAUUCAAAGGACUGAAGUGAGCACCAACCAUGUCCUGAUUUACUUUGAAGAGCUAACCAAACAAGCCCUGAAUUUUUCCUUCUCAGUGGAACAAGAUAUCAAAGUAGAGAAUUUAAAACCAGCUACAGUAAAAGCCUAUGAUUAUUAUGAGACAGAUGAAUUCACCAUUGAAGAGUACAGUGCUCCCUGCAGUGCUGAAUCUGAACUUGGAAAUGCUUGAAGAUGUAAACUUAUGGACCUCAUCAAGUGAACUUCUCCAAAAAUGAAGAACAAAGACUUAUCAGGAGAGAAGACAGUGGGUGAAAAGGCAGAAAUUGGAAAUAGAUAAGAUUAGUAUGUUGAAUAAAUUUAUGACAUUUACAACUCUGUUUUUUCUUUUAUUCUUUAUCAGUGUUAUAUUUCCCUUCUGAAAUGUGUUUCUAUUCCCCAUAUUGUUUUUAAAAACACUAAGAUAUUAUACAAAGAGGUGCAUUCAAAAACACUAAAGAUAAAGUGGGGUUGCAAAAAAUGUCCAAGUAACCCACAAGAAGGUAGAAAAACAAUGUUUCAAAGUAUUAAAACAACUAAAAUGCCCUUCAACAGAUGAAUGGUUAAACUAACUGUGGUACAUCUAUACCACAAAAUACUACUCAUCAAUAAAAAGGAGCAAACUAUUGAUAUACACACUUGGGUGGAUCUCUAAAAGAUUAUGCUAAGUGAAAUUAAAGCCAAUUUCAAAAAGGUAUACUGUAUAAUUCCUUUUAUAUAACAUUCUUGAAAUGACAAUAUUACAGAAAUGGAAAACAAAUCAGUGAUUUCCAGGGGUUCUAAAUAAUAGAGCGAGCGUGAAGGGUGUGCAUAUAAAGGGAUUGCAUUAGAGAUCUUUGUGGUAAUAAAAUCCUGCAUAUGUGAGAAAUUUCGAUUCAAGUUUUUACAUUCAAUUCCCUCUCAAAUUAUUUUGUUGUCUAUUAUGUGAUAAGCAUCUAAAUGGACUUCUUUUUCUCAUGUAACUUUCUAAUAAUCCCAUUAUCAUUUAUUGACCAAUUAUAUAUUUGUUCCCUGCUACUAAAAAGUGCCUCUUUCAUCACACAUUAAACUAU
Messenger RNA from Pteronotus mesoamericanus, 5377 nucleotides. Its product is annotated as pregnancy zone protein-like. Lineage: Eukaryota; Metazoa; Chordata; Mammalia; Chiroptera; Mormoopidae. The record is from RefSeq and is a predicted model, not a curated record. Gene Ontology annotation, cellular component: extracellular region. Gene Ontology annotation, molecular function: protease binding; endopeptidase inhibitor activity. Bases 73 to 4518 code for a protein of 1481 amino acids. The transcript has 36 exons.